Molecule: messenger RNA, 1397 nt
Organism: Amaranthus tricolor (Joseph's coat)
Lineage: Eukaryota; Viridiplantae; Streptophyta; Magnoliopsida; Caryophyllales; Amaranthaceae
Product: auxin-responsive protein IAA16-like
Exons: 5
Coding region: 346-1143 (265 amino acids)
Biological process (GO): regulation of DNA-templated transcription
Cellular component (GO): nucleus
Molecular function (GO): protein binding
Source: RefSeq, a predicted model, not a curated record
AACUUGCAAAUGCAUAUAAUGCAUUGUCCACUACCCUAAACAUCUCUCCUUCACUCCCGCACUUAAUUUUUUUAUAUGACAUCAUUGUUUACGUCAUUUUCCUCACUUAAACACGGAUAACCGUCCAUUUUUCCAACAUUUUCCACGUGUCAUCAUCUCAAUCCUCUUCCAUUUCCUUCAUGUUUCUCUCCCCUCCCUUAUAUUAUCACCUCUUAACUCAUACCCCCAACCCUUCUCCCCCCCCUCUUUCCCCCUAUUCCUCUCUCUUCUUUCUCUCUCUAACCCGUAAAAAAACUCCCUAAAAACUACAAAAAUUAAAAGUAAAUAGAAAUUAGAAUCAUCAAAAUGAUGAGUACUGAAACAGAUAUGUACAAAACGAUAAGUUUUGAGGAAACAGAGUUAAGGCUCGGGCUUGGACUCGGGCUUUCAGGAGGAGGAACUUGUGAAGCAGAUCAAUUAGCAAAGAAUAAUAAUGGUAAACGAGGAUUUUCUGAGACGGAAUCUAAUCAUGCUAAUGUUGAUUUGAAGCUUAAUCUUUCUACAACAACUAUUUGCACUACUAGUAAUGUUGUUAAAGAAUCAAAAAUGGAGCAAACUCAUGGUGGUGUUGAUCAAAAGUUGAAGGACAAAAUUGUUGCUUCUUCUCCUACUUCUACUUCUGCUGAUCCUGCUAAACCCCCUGCUAAGGCGCAAGUUGUAGGUUGGCCACCCGUCCGAUCAUUCAGGAAAAACAUCGUGGCCGUCCAAAAGAAGAGCUCAGAUGAACAAGCUAACAACACAAGUGCAGCGUUUGUGAAGGUUAGCAUGGAUGGAGCACCAUACUUACGUAAGGUGGACUUGAAAUUAUACAAGAGUUAUCAAGAUCUUUCUGAUGCCUUGGGCAAAAUGUUUAGUUCCUUUACCAUAGGUGAUUGUGGGUCACAAGGAAUGAAGGAUUUCAUGAAUGAGAGCAAAUUAAUCGAUCUUUUGAAUGGUUCCGAGUAUGUGCCUACUUAUGAAGAUAAAGAUGGCGAUUGGAUGCUCGUCGGGGAUGUUCCAUGGGAGAUGUUCGUAGAAUCGUGCAAACGUCUUCGUAUCAUGAAGGGAUCAGAAGCCAUUGGUCUAGCACCAAGAGCAGUUGAGAAGUGCAAGAGUAGAACCUGAUGAUAUUUUUUCAUAAUGUCCAAUGUUUGCAAAAUUCUGUCAAAUGUAAAACUUGUCUUUUUUUUCUUUUUUUUUUGGGCUUAGUGUUAAAAGAAAAGCCUUUAUAUGAAAUUUUUAAGUGAUGGGAAGGCAGACCGGCUCGAGAGGGAUCGAGCAAGACGUCUGGAUGGUGUAAUUUUUUUGGUUAAAGUUUCUCAUAAUUAAUUAUGUGAAGAAAAGUUGUUUUAUUAUUAUAUAAACUAUUUUUAUGUUUU